Gaeumannomyces tritici R3-111a-1 is the source of this 468-nucleotide messenger RNA. RefSeq lists its product as hypothetical. The record is from RefSeq and is a predicted model, not a curated record. The transcript has 2 exons. The coding region runs from base 1 to 468 and encodes 155 amino acids. Lineage: Eukaryota; Fungi; Ascomycota; Sordariomycetes; Magnaporthales; Magnaporthaceae.
AUGCGAACGAGCAGGCCAAUGGUGGUGGCAUGUUUAAACGCCAGCCACCUGAGCCGUGCGCAAGGCGUUGAGGCCGCUGGUCUCGCGAGCCCAGCCCCGGUGCUUGCUUUUUCCCGCUCUUUGUUGGGAGCGCGACUUCGCACAAGCGACACAAAAAUAUCACCGCCCCAAUGCAAGUGCUUGGUGAGCUUGGGGGCCGUCCGCUCGCAUUUACGAGGCGAGGCGGCUUGUGUGCGUGUGCGGCGCGCGAAAGCCACUGUUGGUGCUUACACCAGGCGCCCUUGGUUCCAUCCUACGAGGAAGAAUCCUACCGCCUUACAGACCAGGGUAGAGAAGUUAGGAGGAGAAAAUAGCAUCGCCAGCCGGCCCGGAAGUCUUUCAAGACCUCCCAUCCCUGUUGUGCAACGUCAGUGGCAGGCAUGCCAUGCAUCACGGCCAAAAAGGACGCAACAACAAAGCUCGCUGUGA